UGCCCCAUCACCCCCUCCGCCCCCGUCCACACUUCCUGUCUGAACGUCACCACGAAGGAGGCGGGUUUCUCCGUGGAGCUAGUGGCAUCGCGGCGCAGCAGCGUGGCGCUGGCGGCGGUGAUGGGCUCCAUGUUCGCCCUGUCCAUCAUGGCGCUGCUGGUGGUGUACAUGGGCCGCCGUGUGCAGCAGCACAAGUCCUGCGGACACUCGCUGAAGAAGUACAUGCAGCACGCCACGUCCAUCCCGCUGAACGAGCUGUACCCGCCGCUCAUCACGCUGUGGGAGAGCGAGGCCGAGAAGGACAAGGAGGACAAGGAGCAGGAGGAGAGGGAGGCGGGGGAGAGGGGGGAGGAGGCCGGAGGGAGUCAGAUCGACACCACAAAGACCUACAUGUGGUAG
Molecule: messenger RNA, 399 nt
Organism: Plectropomus leopardus (leopard coralgrouper)
Lineage: Eukaryota; Metazoa; Chordata; Actinopteri; Perciformes; Serranidae
Source: RefSeq, a predicted model, not a curated record